Messenger RNA from Alternaria triticimaculans, 342 nucleotides. RefSeq lists its product as uncharacterized. NCBI's taxonomy places the organism in Eukaryota, Fungi, Ascomycota, Dothideomycetes, Pleosporales, Pleosporaceae. The transcript has a single exon. The coding region runs from base 1 to 342 and encodes 113 amino acids. The record is from RefSeq and is a predicted model, not a curated record.
AUGAACCCGCGCUCAUGUCCUCAGUGCGCGAAACUCGGUCAACACUUCACUCGAAAGGAUACGAAGCACAUUGAAGAGCUAGCUGCUUUGCGCGACAAAGUGCGGGAGCUGGAAGAGGAGACACCGGAGCAGAGGUUCAACAGGCUGAGCGUUGAGAAGAACACGAAAAUUGAUGGACUGAAAGCCGAGGUCGAGAAGGUCAACAAGGAAGACGAGUCACUGAAGGCGAAGAACGAUGAGUUGGAGAAGAAGCUGAAGGUACUCGAGGCAGAUAUAAAGAAGUCACAGCCAGCGGCGGAGUUCACGAUCAAGGAGAAGAAGAAGAAAGGGAAGAAGAAGUAA